This is a messenger RNA of Chenopodium quinoa (quinoa), 2687 nucleotides long. Its product is annotated as exopolyphosphatase-like. The record is from RefSeq and is a predicted model, not a curated record. The transcript is spliced from 10 exons. Gene Ontology annotation, molecular function: pyrophosphatase activity. The coding region runs from base 383 to 2053 and encodes 556 amino acids. Lineage: Eukaryota; Viridiplantae; Streptophyta; Magnoliopsida; Caryophyllales; Amaranthaceae.
AUAUUUAUUUCAACUCUAUUCAGUUUAAUUUAGCUCCAAUCAGUUCAGUUCAAUAAAUGUGUACAGACUUUAAGUAUUAGAAUACUACUCCCUCCGUCCCUAAAUUACAUUCCUACUUCUCUAAUUUAGGGACGGAGAUAGUACAAGGUUUACAACAGCCACAACAACACGUGAUAUUUCUACUUGACCCACACAUACGAGUAUACGACACGGCAACGUUUUUUGACAAAACAAAUUGCGUUCUCAAUUGAUGAUCACCCAAGCCCCAACUCGAUCAAAAAUUCAAAAUCCACAAUUCCAAAAACCGUUAAACCGAAUUUUCAAAAAUCCAAACCCGUUAUAAACCAAUCAAAACCCACAAAAUCCCGAAAAACCCGCAAAAAUGGCGACCCCACUUAAAUCCCAAAACAUUUUUGCCUCCAUUGAUAUGGGCACUAACACUUUCAAACUCUUGAUCAUCCAUUUCGAACCCACCACUGCCAAGUUCACCACCAUCUACACUCUCUCCGACACCGUCGAAUUGGGCCGCAAUUCAUCGUCGUCGUCGUUAAUCUCGCCGGAUUCCCAGCUCCGAGCAAUUGAAUCCCUCAAGAAAUUCCAAGAAGUUUUAAGGUCCAACAAUAUGACUCAAAUUAGGGUAGUUGGAACUUCCGCCAUUAGAGAAGCUGGAAACCGGAGUAUCUUCCUUAAAGAGGUGAGAGAAAAUCUGGGUUUUGAUUUUGAAGUGAAUGUCUUAUCUGGGGUUGAUGAAGCUAGGUUAAUUUAUGUUGGUGUGCUUCAAUUUUUAUCUGUUUAUGAUAAAAGGAUUUUGACUGUAGAUAUUGGAGGUGGGUCUACUGAAUUUGUGGUUGGGAAACAUGGGGAGGUUGUUUAUGCUGAUUCUUUGAGAUUAGGGCAUUUGAUGCUGACCCAGAAAUUUGGGGAGAAUGAUUUGGUUGGAAUUAGGGAUUAUGUUCGUGAGUUGAUUGAAGGAUCUGGGUUGGUUGGGAAAGUGAAUAAUUUAGGGUUUGAGGUUGCAAUUGGAUCAUCUGGGACGAUUCGAGCAAUUGAGAAGGCGAUUUGGUGUGGUUAUGGAUGUGAUGAUGGUGAUAAAGAGAUUAGGGUUUUGGGGGAAGGUAAGAGGAGGAAUUGGUGGUGGUUUAGUAGAGAUGAAUUGAGGGGUCUUGUGGAGAGAUUGUGUGAGGGAGGGUUUAGUGAGAGGGAGAAGGCUCGAAGAGACGGGUUCUUUGGUAAGAGGUCGGAGUUCAUUGUGGCGGGUGCGAUUCUUUUGGAAGAAAUUAUGGGGUUGCUUGGGAUUAGUGAGAUGCAGAUUUCCAGGUACGCGUUGGGAGAGGGUGUAGUGGCUGAGAUGGUGUCUGAGGCUUUUCCGGGGUUGGAUUUAAAUGCCAAUGUUAGAUGGAAAUCGGUGAUGAGACUUGCUAUGAGGUUUAAUGGGAAUGAUAGGAUGAAGAAUGGUGUUCAGUCUUCUGCUAUCGCGAAGGAUAUAUUUCAAGGUCUGAGGAAGUACAGCAAGGUUUUUGAAGAUCGCUUAACUGUUGAAUUGUGUCUUGAUGAGAAGGAUUUUGAGUAUCUUGAAGCUGCUUGUAUGCUUCACAAUAUUGGUCUCUAUUUUGGGAAAAAGAGCUACCAUAAACAGUCUUGUAGCAUAAUCAUGGAACAGAGCCAGCUAGAUGGUUACACCAGUGAGGAGAUUGAGUUGAUAGCACAACUUGCUAGACAUCAUCGGAAGAAGUUCCCUAAAUUUGAAUGUACUUUUCUCCAAGGUUUCUCAAGAGAGAAAUUUGGACUUUUCUGCUCCAUUUUACGUAUAUCAGUCAUCAUUCAGCAGCACAAGCUAUUGAAGCUCAGAGAGAUCAAAUUUGAUGAUUCUGGUGAAGGCUUUGUGUUGGCUUUGGUGAAUAAGGGUGACCUACCUAUGCUUCCCGAUUCAGAGAAAUCAUUGGCCAAGGAUAUUGAAGCUAAAAUGGGGAAAGAAGCAGAAUAUUUUGAAGCGGUCUUUCAUUGGAAGUUAUUGACUGUAGUUCAUAUGGACAGUUCAGAGUCAUUGGUGUAAUGCUUGCAUACAAUCCUGUUGAACUUACCAUACCGUAGAACUUGGGUACUGGUGCAAAUCUUGGACUAUGUUGUAGACUCGUAGAGUGGAAACAUGGAAGUUGUAGCUGUUGGUACUUAAUUGGUGUUUUGCAGAUCUGAUCAGUCAAAGCUCAACACUAUGUGUUGUUGAAGAACAAAGCAAUCGAAUUUCAUCUGUGUGGACUGUAUCAUGAAGGUGAUGAACCGGAAUGGUUUUUUCUUGGUUCUUUCCUUGUGUGUUCAAUUAAAAUCUCAGAUGAAGGCCAAAACUCCAGAAAUUUGAUUGAUAAAUGAGCUGUGUCUUCAUUGAGCAUGUCAUUUUGAUGAAAAUCUCUUUUUGGAUCAUCAGAUGUCCCUAUCAAUCUGUAAUACAGCAACUUGAACUUCAUUUGCAGCAUUGCCGAUCGAGCUGAUAUACUGAUAUGCUAGUGCUCUUGGACAUACACUGAAUUACAGAAUUAGUGAAUGUCCAUACUAGUAAAACUGUAAAAGUUGUGAUAUACUGAACUAGUACAUUUCCACUUAUAAGGCUUUCCUCUUAGAUAGUAACUUUGUGUUGAUCUUGUAUGCCAAAUUAAUAAAUUAUGCAAUUAAGCAAUUUGGGCCUUUAUAGA